This is a messenger RNA of Diabrotica virgifera virgifera (western corn rootworm), 906 nucleotides long. RefSeq lists its product as uncharacterized. Gene Ontology annotation, molecular function: nucleic acid binding; RNA-DNA hybrid ribonuclease activity. The record is from RefSeq and is a predicted model, not a curated record. NCBI's taxonomy places the organism in Eukaryota, Metazoa, Arthropoda, Insecta, Coleoptera, Chrysomelidae. The transcript has a single exon. Bases 1 to 906 code for a protein of 301 amino acids.
AUGGCUUUUAGAAAUACCAGUCCUCAUAAUAGUGCUUUAAAAAGACCUAUUUCGGUCGAUAAAUCUGAAUUUUUUGAUAUGUUGGAACCACUAGAAAUUAAUAUUCCCGUAUACCAUGAAAAUUUGUUGAUAAGUAAAAAUACUUUAAGCGCUUGCAUAGCAAAUCUGCCAGAUUUUCUGGAAAUAUAUACUGACGCAUCAAAACAAAAUGACGGUACGGGGUGUGCAUUCUAUAUACCAUCAGCAAACAUUCAAGAAAAAUUCAAACUAAAUAGCAGUACUUCCAUUUUUUCUGCAGAAGCUAUUGGUAUUAUUAAAGCCUGUGAGUAUAUCGAAAAAAGCAAGUUAAAAAAAAUACAUCUUUUGAGUGACUCCUUAUCGGUUCUUAAAUGCAUCGCUAACCCAAUUAAUGUGGUGGCUACUGAUAUAAAUCCUUUUAUUAAAAAACUAAAAUUAAAAAUUCAUAAAUUAAGAAAAAGUCACUACGAAUUAAAAUUCACUUGGGUAAAAGCUCAUAUAGGACUUCGUGGAAAUGAAGUAGUAGAUUCCUUAGCCAAAGAAAGCCUCACAACUGGACAGUAUAUGGAGAACAAUUUAGGAGCUCAAGAAUAUUUAACGAUAUCUAAACGUAAUUUUAAGGAAAAAUGGGAAUUGCACUGGAAAAAAUAUUGCGGUAAUUGCCCCACACGAUACACACUGUUACAUUCAAGUAUUCCGACAGUGUUGUGGCACCAAGAGUAUGAUUUUACAAGGAAUGAUACUGUGACCAUUUGUAGGCUUAAAUUCGGACAUGCAAGCUUUCCUCAACAUUUAUAUAGAAUCGGUGUAGUCAAUACCGAACUUUGUGAAACCUGCAAUGUGGUGAGCGACUUGGAUCACAUUUUUUAUGCUUGUAGUAAAUUUUAA